GUUUGUGGCUGCCCGCUGCCGUGAUGGCAGCUUGCAGCACAAGUGCGUCAUGUCGUCCCCGCACUUGAAGGCAGUAAUAUUCGAUGUCGGCGGCGUCGUCUGCCGUAGCCCGCUCCUCGCCAUCGCCGCGUAUGAGAGAGAGUAUGGAAUCCCCAACAAUUAUAUCAACUGUGCAAUAACCGGGCGAGGCGCACACGGCGCCUGGCAGAAGUUCGAACGGGGCGAAAUGACUUUGUUCCUGUUUUACGAGGCAUUCGGGCGGGAAUUGUCGGACACCAAGAUGAACAACGUUUGGUACGCGGAUUACUGCAAGCGGAAGGGGAUAGAGUGCCCGAAACUCCCCCAGUCGCUCAAUAUCAAUGGAAGAGAGCUGUUUGGUCGCAUGAUGCGUGAGAGCGGAUCGUUCGACGGAGUGGUGGUCAAGGCCAUUAGCCGCAUCCGAGGCGUUGGCAGAUGGCGUGUCAUCGCGCUCACGAACAACUUCUCGAAAGCCGACGCUGACAGCAUCGGGGAAGCACCGCCGUCGGCGGAGGACUAUCCAGGCUUUACCGCAGAAUCCGAGCUCGCAUUCCUAGGCUGGCAGGAAGGCCCGACCCCGCCUCGACUGCGGGCUUUGUUCGAUGAUUUCUGUGAUUCCAGUACUUUGGGAAUGAGGAAACCAGAACCAGAGAUCUAUCUCCUGGCUUGCCAGAGGAACGGAAUUCAGCCACACGAAGCCGUGUUCCUUGAUGACCUCGGAAUGAACCUCAAAGUGGCUCAGAGCCUUGGAAUGGAGACGAUCCACGUGCCCAUCGGGAAUUCGAUGGGCGCAAUCAAACAGUUGGAGGAGAAGUUGGGAAUCGACCUGACUGGUGACCGUGGAGGUGCCAGCCCGGUCUCAAACAAGCUUUAGCGAUUUGGACAUCUUCUUGCCGCUGCCAUGUAUAUCGUACCGCUGCAUGGGACACACGUCGGAGGGCUACGGGUCAAAGACCCAAAAUCUAUUCAAGCUGCGGAUAAGAACACGGUUCUAGAACGGCUUGUCCGACGCAGGGGUCUUGUCUUGCCAGUACCCGCCCACCUAAAGCCGACUUAGACAUGCGGGCCGAGAUCGAAAGAAUGUCUUGCUCACCGCAGGGAGCUUGGAAAGGAAUUCCCGUUUUACCAACGGUGUCACGGACAGGAACUGGUACGGCACACAGGCCGACGUUUCAGUAUCACGAAGAAUCCCAGUCGGAAGGCACAUACGUAUAGGGCCAUGACCCCUGCGCCGGCUCCCCACAGGCCCAGGCUGGUUCCCCAGCGGCGCACGAACUAUGCACGGGACGGGGUUAAAGUCAAUGGCGGAUACGUUGCGGUAGAACACGCGUAAACACGUACAGUGAGGGGCCGUUUGUGCUCAG
This is a messenger RNA of Rhodofomes roseus, 1382 nucleotides long. Its product is annotated as HAD-like protein. The transcript has 9 exons. The record is from RefSeq and is a predicted model, not a curated record. The coding region runs from base 50 to 892 and encodes 280 amino acids. Lineage: Eukaryota; Fungi; Basidiomycota; Agaricomycetes; Polyporales; Fomitopsidaceae.